Nematocida ausubeli is the source of this 1677-nucleotide messenger RNA. RefSeq lists its product as uncharacterized. The record is from RefSeq and is a predicted model, not a curated record. Lineage: Eukaryota; Fungi; Microsporidia. Bases 1 to 1677 code for a protein of 558 amino acids. Gene Ontology annotation, biological process: nucleotide transport. Gene Ontology annotation, cellular component: membrane. Gene Ontology annotation, molecular function: ATP:ADP antiporter activity. The transcript has a single exon.
AUGGAUAGUUCAAAGCUAGCAGAGGAUUACAAAAAUAAGUCACUGCCAACAGAAGAAGAACACGAGAAAAAAGCAGCAGAAGAGUGCUCAACAUUCUUUCGGGUUUUGAAGGUGGAAUAUCCAAAGUUUUUCUGUCUGGGAGUACUUGGGUUCAUUACAUCUUUUAUUUAUUCUACAUUAAGAGAUGCAAAGGAUACACUUAUUAUUGGGAAAAUGCUUCCUACAUCAAUCCAGUAUCUUAAGUCAUCAGCAGUCCUCUUAUUUACAAUUAUGUUUGGGUUUAUGUUUCAAUAUCUUAUGUCAAAGGGUGUCAAGAUGAGAACAAUCAUGCUUGGGGCACACAUUGGAUUUGGAAUUUAUUUCGUUGUAUAUUCCGUUGUGAUCUUUUCAAUUGCAGAGAAAAUAGAGCCAUACAAGUUUUUAGUUGCUGAUAUGUUCAGGGAUGCAAAGAUGCACACUAGAGGACUUCAGUUCCUUGAAGGACUUUUCUACAUGAUUAACUUCUGGACCUGUUCAUUAUUUUACGUUUCAGCUGAAAUGUGGGGAAGUUUCGUUCUAUCACUACUUUUCUUUGGAUGUGUUAAUGAAUUAUGUCUUCUUAAGCAAGCCCUUAGGUUCUACCCUCUUUUCUUAAUCUUUGCAAAUGUGGCACUGACACUCUCUGGUGUCAUGGGCCUUUGUGUCUCCUUAUUGAACAAGACAAGCAAGGAGAAUAUCAUUAUAUUCUACAGAUAUUUCCUGAUAUUACUGGGUAUUUUAUGUGGAGUGAGUUUCUUCAUUUAUAAAUACCUUAUGGAUAAGAUUAUUCCCUACCCUAUUUAUAUCGCAUCUAAUCCAACCUACACCAAAAAGACAAAGACAAAAGUAGGCAUGGUAGCAGGAAUUGUUGCUGCCUUCUCAAAUCCAAUUAUUCUGGCACUGUCUUUGUCUGUGCUAAGCUAUGGUGUAGUGACUAACUUAACAGAAGGUGCUGGUAAUAUGGCAAUUGCAGAUUAUGCAGAAAUUCAAGAAAUGCCAAAGGAGUCAAUGACAAUGAUAACAAAGGCAAUUCAGCAAGUGGUAGUUGGAAUAGUCACAGGAAUUGUUCUUAUGUCCCCAAUGAAGUCAUUUAUCCAGAAGAAAGGAUGGUUAUCAUUGGGACUAGUUUCACCAAUUCUCUCACUCAUUGGUUCUACUAUUUUCUUCGGGUGCAUUUGGAUCAACAGUAAAAUGGUUUCAACUGACAAAAAUCUACUGACUAGAUUUGCAAAGUCAAUUGGAUCAAUCAUGCCAUGGACCCUAAAGGGUGCUAAACUAGUUGAAUUAGUCAUCAGUAUGAUCGUUGUAAUGACAAUUAAAAUCAUGAAAUAUGCUGCAUUUGAUAUCUGCAAGGAAGCCGUUGGAGUGAAAAUCCCAAAAGAGCACAGAUCCAGGUUCAAAGGAAUUUAUGAUGGAGUAUUUGGUAAGCUAGGGAAGUCAUUUGCUUCAAUAACUCAGAUUGUUCUUCUUUCAAUCUUUAACACAAGUGAUAUAAGAAAGUCAGUUGCAGUCACAUUCACAACAACCGUAUUAGUAAGCAGUAUAUGGUUAUAUGCUACUGUAUACUUAGGAACAAAUUAUUCCAAGGCAGUUAGAGAAGGGAAAGACCUGCCAGUUUUAGUCUCUGAGUCAAAAGAAAAAGAGAAAGCCACAGCAUAG